This is a messenger RNA of Magallana angulata, 2215 nucleotides long. Its product is annotated as mucin-3A-like. The record is from RefSeq and is a predicted model, not a curated record. Lineage: Eukaryota; Metazoa; Mollusca; Bivalvia; Ostreida; Ostreidae. Bases 92 to 2167 code for a protein of 691 amino acids. The transcript has 21 exons.
UUAAAGACACUGACACAAAUUCUUUAUCUACACAAGGUGUACCUUCACCUUACAAACCAGCCUAUCCUGUCGAUAACUUUUGCAAAGUACCAUGUUCUUCGUUGUGUUUUUUCUUUCAUUAGUGGGAUCAACAUUAACAAGUUCUCUGAGUAAAAGAGGAGGUGGCCACAAUGCCCCGUUAAUCAACUGUCCGACAUGUGAGCAUCAUGUUUGUGAUUUAUAUAACUUAAAACAAUGUGAAGUUUGUCAGAUUCAUAUACCCCAUGAACAUCAGCCGCCAGUAGAUGUCAAAUGCUUACAAGCUGGUCAUUGCCACGAAGACAACCACCAUCAUUGCUGUGAUAACGAGGGAUGUGUAGCACACUACUUUGGACAACAUGCAUCCAGUGCAGUGACUCAACCAGCCUCAUCAGUGAAAUGUCCACGCUGCCAUGAAGGAAUCUGUGAUUUCAUUAAUGGAGACCAAUGCUUUGCCUGUAAAAUUGAUUUGAAAAAUGAUGGGACAUAUCAUGUCCAUUGUCUCAAAGAACAUGAACAUUGCGACCCCACUCAUCACAACACGUUCUGUUGUUCAGACGAACCGUGCAUAGCACAGGCGUUUGGACACCAUUACCCAACAUCUCACAGCACGACUACCACAACUAAAAGCGCCACACCAACUUUCCCUACCAAUACCACUGCGGCUUCCACCACCACUACACCUCACUCCUCCAAUUUGUCUCCUACCACUACUAUUCCCACUACAAAUGCAAGCCCUCAAACAAACCCAACCAGCACAGGUGGACAUAAAACAAACCAGACAUACCAACUACUUAAUGAUAUACAUUGUCCUGUUCUGUCAUGCAAUCAUCAUAUAUGUGAUAUUACAAAUACAAAUUUAUGUGAAGUUUGCCAGAUUCAUUUCAAAAAUCAACUACCACAAGGAACAAAUUGUCUCACUGUCGACCACCAUUGUAAAGAUGAUGAUCAUCAUCUCUGCUGCACUGACAUGGCAUGUGUAGAGAACGUGUUUGGCAAUAUUCCUAAAUCUGGAGCCUCUCUAAAUGGUAAUAAAAUGUAUUGUCCAGAUUGUACAAUACAUGGUUGUAACUUCAUCUCUUGCGAGACAUGCGUGUAUCACGGUAUCGAUCAUAACACUCGGCUGCAUAAGUUUAAAACUUGUGAACCAAAGGAAUGCAGUCACGAUGAUGUCAUUUGCUGUCAUGAUUAUCAUUGCAUAGAUAAACUAUUUGGAACACAUUUUCAAACCACUCCGACAAUUCAAACAACAACCAAUCCAAGCAUCACAUCUAAAACAGACCGAACAAGUACUACGAAGGCACACACUUUAUCCCAUGCUACAACAAAUGGAUCUACAACUUCAACAGCAGCGACAACGACAACAACAAAAGCACAUAAUACAACACCAGACACAACAGUGCCAACAAUAGACAGUUCUGUAUCGUUAAACGGCCAGACAACACAUCACGUGCCAAGCAGUACAACUUUAAUGAAUACUACUAGUGCAACUGCAUCAACUACACCAGCAUCAUCGCCCAAUGGCCAGACAACACAUCACGUGCCAAGCAGUACAACUUUAAUGAAUACUACUAGUGCAACUGCAUCAACUACACCAGCAUCAUCGCCCAAUGGAACAACAAACAGUUGUGUUGAUGAGCUGAAAAACUGCGCCAUGUUUAAAAGCAUGGGUGUAUGUCACGCAAGUCCUCAGGAAGGAACCAAGUACGAUAUUGCUUUCCAAUGUAAACGUACAUGUGAUCGAUGCAAUGAUACAUACGAACCAUUAACAACAGUAGCUUUAACCACUUCUACCACCAUUGGACCUACCCAGGCUCCCAUUCAUUGCCAAGUUUGUGGAGAUUAUGACAGUAACAUUCCUUGUGAUCUAGCGAGUGUAUACAAGGGGUCGUUUGUUGCUUGUACGGAAGGAGCGUACUGCAUGAACGACGUUGUUCAUGAACAAGGAAACGUUAAAACUUUUAAAAGAUGUGUAAAUGAGACGGUGUGUAGGAACUUGUGGAUGUCACAGACGUCUGACCAGGAUCACUGUACCAAUUAUGGCAACGUGAUGGUUAGUGGCGACUACUCUUGUCACUACUGCUGUACAACAGAUAGGUGUAACCGUGGACUAAUCCCAGAUCCUUCCACUUACUACAUCAAAGCCUAAUUUGUGUUUUCCGUUCCUUCAUAUAAAAAUAAAAGUCUCGCAAUUUAA